AUGGUUCUUGUGGAAUCCAGACGCACUCGUUCCCAUUCCCUUGACAAGCUGAUUCAUAAAUUGAAUGCCGGGAUCAGCAAGCCCGAUGACAAGCUGACCGACAUCCUGAGCACCAUGGGGGAGUUUGGCCCCUUCCAGCGGAGGCUGGUGGCUUUGUCCUUCAUCCCCAGCAUCCUGUCGGCCUUCUUCUUUCACGCUGACAAUUUUGUGUUCACGACCCAGCAGCCCUAUUGCAAUACUAGCUGGUUUCUGACUCUCUACCCCAACCUGACCGUGAGUCAACUGAUGCAUCUGACCUUGCCCAGAGAUGAUAAUGGUGAUUUCCUUACCUGCCUCAUGUUCAUUCCUGACUUCAUCAGUACAGAAGCCAUAUCCCAAUCUAACAUCAACAACACCCAGCCGUGUCAAGAUGGAUGGAUCUAUCCUAAGGCCAAGAGGCGAUCGCUAGUCAACGAGUUUGACUUGGUGUGCGGCAAGGAGUCACACACGGACAGCGUGGACACCGUGCUCUUGGCAGGGGUGCUCAUCGGGUCCAUCAUCUUCGGGAUCUCCAGCGACAAGCUGGGCCGCUACAUCACGUGCCUGAUGUCGCUCCUGGGGCUGAUGGUCUUCGGCUUCGGAACAGCUUUUGUCAGCAGUUUCCAUCAGUAUCUCUUCUUCCGCUUCUGUGUGUGCCAAGCCGUGGUGGGCUACAUCAUCACCAGUUUGUCUCUAGCCUCUGAGUGGCUGGUGAGCCAUCGCCUGAUCCACGCCAUCGUCCUGGAGUUCUGCUUCAUGUCCGUGGGGCGCAUCUACCUGGUGGGGCUCGCCUACAUGCUGCCGCACUGGCGGCUUCUGUUCCUGAUCGGGAGCACGCCCGUGUUCCUGCUCCUCUUCUACAUCUGGUUUCUCCCCGAGUCUGCCCGAUGGCUGAUGGUGAAAGGAAAAGUGGACGAGGCGAAGAAGGUGCUGUGUCAGGCUGCCCUGGCCAAUGACACAGUCAUUCCAGAAACAUUGAUGAUGAAGCUUCAACUGCCCAGAAGGACUGUGGCCAAGGGCUCUGUCCUGGACUUCUACAACUGCUAUUACCUUCGUAAGGUGAUCCUGAUGCUCCUCUGCACCUGGUUUUCGAUCAGCUUCAACUACCUCACACUGAUACUGAAGACGAAUGAGCUGACCACGAACAAGUACCUCAUCUUUCUGGUCAGUGGGAUCAUGAGGGUGCCCAUGCAUCUGAGCUGCAUCACCCUCCUGGAGAAGAUAGGGAAAAGACUCAGCCUGAGCAUCAUAUACGUGCAAGUCUGUCUCCUGAGCGUAAUCGUCCUUGUCAUCCCAUCAGAGUUGAAAACCACGCUACUCUUGCUGUUCAACGUCGGACAGCUCCUCCAGGCCACCACCGUCCCCGUGUUCUUCGUCUACUCCUCUGAGCUGCUCCCCACUGUCCUCAGGGCCACAGGGCUGGGGCUGGUGAUACUGGCCUUCGUGACAGGAGCCAUCACAGCCAUCAUGCUCAUCAGCCUGCUGAAGAGCAGCUUCAUGCCCGUCUUCCUGUGCUGCUGCUUCUCCUUCCUGAGCUUGACCCUCACCUGCAUGCUGCCAGAUGUGCAAAACCAGCCUUUCUAUGACUUCCUGGAGCAUUUGCCAGAGUACGGAAGGUCCUCGUCUUUUGACUCUGAUGACACCGCCAUUGAUGACAUGUCUGAGGAAGUGGUGAAGAACACCUUCCUCAAUGCCACCAUGUGGAGCUUCAGCAGGGAGGACUCGGAUUGA
Messenger RNA from Sorex araneus (European shrew), 1749 nucleotides. RefSeq names its product solute carrier family 22 member 14 (gene SLC22A14). NCBI's taxonomy places the organism in Eukaryota, Metazoa, Chordata, Mammalia, Eulipotyphla, Soricidae. Gene Ontology annotation, molecular function: transmembrane transporter activity. The record is from RefSeq and is a predicted model, not a curated record. Gene Ontology annotation, cellular component: membrane. The coding region runs from base 1 to 1749 and encodes 582 amino acids. Gene Ontology annotation, biological process: transmembrane transport. The transcript has 11 exons.